GAUACCGGUAGUCGAUGUUACAUCUCCGGUGAGGUGGACGUCCCCCCCCCCCCUGUGUUUCGGUGUGGCCGCUAUAAAACGGCGUCCGGCAGUGGUGGAGGCACACAGUCGCCGGUCACCAUCGACUUCAGAGUGUCAGCACCAUGGCUCCGUUCACGAUUUCGCUGCUCGUUCUGUCGGCGAGCGUCUGCCUCGCCGACAAAGGCGCUGCUAGAUUUGGAGACCGAGCAAUCUUCCGCUCCUCUGUAGCCACUGCCGGUGGGAAACGAAACGGUGGAAAUGGGAAUGGAAACGGUGGCGGAAACGGCGGGACCACCGGUUACGCCGUCACCUACAAGUCGCCUGGAAACGGCAAACCGCCAGGAUCUGUAAGCUCUGCGUACUACAACAUCUACCCAGGCGGACGGACCCCUGGCGGUAACAAUGUUGGUGCUUACGGCAACGGCGGAAACAAUGGCGGUGAAAAUGGCAACGGCGGAAACAAUGGUGCUGGUUACGGCAACGGAGGAAAAAAGGGCGGUGGAAACGGCAACAGUGGAAACAAUGGUACCGGCUACGGCAACGGCGGAAACAUCGGUGGAGGAUACGGCAACGGUAAAAACGGCGGAAACGGCAACGGCGCUAGCGGCAACGGCGGUAACGGUAACGGCGGUAACGGUAACGGCGGUAACGGUAAAAGCGGUAACGGUAACGGCGGUUACGGCAGCGGCGGUAACGGCAACGGCAACGGCGGUAACGGCAAUGGUGGUGGCAAGAGCAACGGCAACGGGUAUGACAUCCCUCAUGCGUACUCGACGUACGCCGCUUCCACUAAAACCGGAAACGGUGGGAACGGAAAUGGCGGAAACGGGAACGGGAACGGAGGAGGUAACGGUAAUGGUGGUGGAUACGGCGUUCCUCCCACGUACACAGCAUACGACAGCUCCACUCAAACUGGAGCUUAUGGCAGCAACAGCAACGGAAGUAACGGCGGCAACAACGGUGGAGGAAAUGGCAGCGGAAACGGAGGAAACGGUAAUGGAAACGGCAAAGGAAAUGGUGGCGGCUAUGGUGUUGCCACUAAGGACCCGUAUGGCGACUCCUCGACAGGAACAGGCUAUAACGGAAAUGGUAAUGGCAACAGCAACGGCGGAGGAAACGGCAACGGAAACGGAAAUGGCGGAGGAAACGGUGGUAGCUAUGGUGCCACCAGUAAGUACCCGUAUGGGGACUCCACUACAGGAACAAACUAUGGCGGGACUGGCAAUGGCAACGGAAACGGCGGUGGAAACGGAAACGGCAAUGGAGGAAGUUAUGGUAAAAACGGUGGUAAUGGUAAUGGAAACGGAUACGGCGGAUCCCAUUCCUACCAAACGUAUUCGUUUUACGCAAAUAAAGGCAACAAUGGUGGAAAUGGCGGCGCUGGAAACGGCAAUGGUGGCAAUGGAGGUAACGGCAACGGAAACGGUGGUGGAAACGGUGGCGGCUACGGCACUACCGAUAAGCAUCUGUAUGGUGAUUCCUCGACAGGAACAACCUAUGGUGGAAACGGCAACGGUAACGGAAACGGCGGAGGAAACGGAAACGGCGGAGGAAACGGAAACAGCAACGGAGGAAAUGGAGGAAGCGGAUACGGCACUUCUCACUCGUACCCAACGUAUCCUACUUAUGUCAAGGAUAGCCAUAAUGGCGGCAACGGCAACGGCAACGGAGGCACUGGAAACGGAAAUGGAGGAGGAAACGGAGGCGGAUACGCUGCUACUAAUAAGUACUCGUAUGUUGACGCCUCAACGAAAACAGCUUAUGGUGGAAAUGGAAACGGCAAUGGUGGAGGAAACGGCAACGGUAAUGGAGGAAACGGCGGCAACGGAGGAGCAAAUGGUAACGGCAAUGGAUAUGGCAGUUCCAACUCGUACGGAACACCUACUUAUGCGACGGGUGGCAAAAAUGGCGGCAAUGGUGGAGGAAAUGGCAACGGAAACGGAUCUAAUGGGAACGGCAACGGCAACGGCAGUAGCAACGGCGGUGGAUAUGGUGAUGUCAGUUCGUACGCUUAUAGCGACUCCACAGGAACAACUUAUGGCGGAAACGGCAAUGGCAACGGCGGAGGAAACGGCAACGGCAACGGAGGUAAUGGUAACGGCAAUGGGUACACUGUACCCCAUACUAACCCAACGUAUCCCAUCUAUACAAAGGGAGGCAAAAAUGGCGGCAAUGGCGCUGGAAACGGCAAUGGAAACGGAAACGGUAACGGAGGUAAUGGUGGCAACGGAUCGUCCACCUAUAGCACACUUCCCAAGUACAGCGGAAAAGGCAAAUACGCCUAAGCCCAGAAUUAUGCACCUUGUAUCGCUUUCUUACUUGGAAGGCGUGCUGUGCGCAGCUUCCGCGCUCGCUAUUAGGUACGCGAAAAUGGAAGUUCCAGCUUGAUUUGGAGGCAAACACGCUGCUUGUCCUGUCUUGUCGAAUAGCCUCGUAGUUAGAAUCUGUCAUAGCUAGCGCCUUGUUUCCUAGAUGCCAAGUUUGAAUCUGUAGUGGCCUAUUUAUGCUAGUGCUAAGCAUCGUACGACAUAGAAGCACAUGUAGAUAGGCAAUGGGCAUUCAAUAUUGUCGUCAUGUCAGAAAUCGUAGUGGAACUUAUCCUGAAUUUGGGCUGUGGCAAACUGCAUAGGAUAUCGACUGUAAUGUGCCAACCUCUGUGCCAAUACAUCUGAUAACUGUACGA
Molecule: messenger RNA, 2704 nt
Organism: Amphibalanus amphitrite
Lineage: Eukaryota; Metazoa; Arthropoda; Thecostraca; Balanomorpha; Balanidae
Product: glycine-rich cell wall structural protein 1.8-like
Exons: 2
Coding region: 144-2306 (720 amino acids)
Source: RefSeq, a predicted model, not a curated record